CGUCUUCCAAUAAGUUGCGAAAUCUACCAGAGAGCCUCUUCUUGAGCACAACGUUGCUAGUACUGCUCGACCUCUCCUGUAAUCGAAUAUCGAGCUUUUUACCGGGAGUAUUCCACGGGUUGACCAUGCUGGAAGAGCUAUUGCUUGGAAAAAAUCGACUGUCGGUUCUACCUGUUGACCUGUUCAAAGACUUGACAAGUCUCAAGUAUCUUGGUUUGGAAGAAAAUCGACUGAGAGAAUUACCCGAUGAAUUAUUUCGGAUGCAAACGUCACUUCGCGAGUUGAACUUCAGAAGUAAUCAAUUGUCGGAAAUAUCUGCGAGAUUAUUGGCGCCUCUCGAACAACUAAACUCUCUUGAAAUGUCCAAUAACAAGAUAGCUCGAGUAAAUAUCGGAUACGUGCGAAAUGUGUACGAAAAAUUCAUAGAAUACUUUUUGUUUUCUUAUAUUAGGAACAUUGUACUAAUUUUAUCUUGGAUUAAUUAGUGUAGAAAUUUUAUGAUCAUAUUUUAAUUAUAGUUUACGUGCAAUAAUAGUAUAGUGGGAUAUAUCAUAUUAGAAACAUAACCUGUCGAAUUAUUGUAGCAGGAUCAAAAUGACGUAUAUAUCACUCGUGUGCAUCGAGCCUAAUAAUAAAAAAUAGUUAUUACUUGCAAGGUAAAAAUUGCUACAAUGUUGCCAAUAUCGAAAAACAGAAAAAAAUUCUACAUAAUUUUCCGUUCACAUUUUCUAUUCGUACGUAUGUAUCGUUCAUUGAUCUCUUUGCUUUUUUCUUUUCGUUCGUUGAUACAUAUCGCAUUACAUCAUAGAUCAAUCCAACUGCGUUUCAAGGUUUGGUAGCGUUGAAGGAACUUCAACUGGGACACAAUCGUUUAAGAAACUUGACGCCUGGAUUGUUUUCAAUGUCUGCCAGUUUGGAAAGACUGGUAUUGUACGCAAAUGGAAUAGAGAAUUUAUUGCGCGGCACGUUCCAAGGCUUAUCUAAUUUGACAUCGCUUUUUCUGCACUCGAAUCACUUGAGAAUUAUGCAUCCCGAUCUAUUCCAAGAUACACCGAAUCUGCGAAAACUGUGAGUAAGAUUGAACAAUUGGUAAGUGGAAUAAUUAAUAAUCAAGAAAAUGGAAUAAUUAAUAAUCGUCAGCAGGCAGCUAGAAUCGAAUUAUUUAUCGUCGUUGCCGCCUCGGAUUUUAGACGCCGUAGAAUUAAUCGAACAGCUUCGUCUCGCUAGAAACCCAUGGCACUGCGAUUGUGCUGCCUCCUAUCUGGCUACAUGGUUGCAAAGAAUGUACCUAACGCGGGUAAACGACACAAACUCAUCCGAGAAUUUGGGGAUUUGGGAAUUUGGUGCAGGAGCGGUUUGUAGAGGUCCCGGUACUCUCGGUGGCAGACUGUUGCUCCGUUUAACGUUUCACGAACUCUGUGAAGGACAAUGGGCUUCGAUGAAGGGUUUGGUUCCUCGACUUCCGAUAGAUCUCAUCAGUGGUCGAAACGUCGCUUCCACCGAUAAUCCUUUUUCGCGAAACGAGUUCGUUUCAACGCCUAACCUCUCUCGUUCCACCAUUCCUUCACAAAGAUAACGUCUCGAUAUAUUUUUUUCUAUGUAUUCGCCGUUAUCAGAAAUUAAACUUUUGUAUUCGAGUUUAAUAUAGGAACAAUCUCUUUUCAUCUCUUUAGUAUUUUUUUUACUUUUGUUAUCAUAUCACUUUGCUCGUUGCUCUUGUGUAUUCUAUCGUACGAUUUUAUCGACCGUAUCUCGUAUUGCAUUUCUACAACUCAUCGACCCAUUUGACCGUAUUCGUCUGACUGAUUGCGCGACGCGAAAAUUUCCGGUCGAUAUCUCGUCUAUCAUAAAUGCGCGGUCAACAUUGGUGUCGCGUGUUGUGUUACUUGCAACGAUUCCGAUCUUCCGCGUCCAGCAAACAAGUGGCUGAUCGAAUAAACAACGAAUGGAGGAACGAAAAUUAAAGCGUGGGGGAAUGGCGUUGGCUCGAUAUCGUUGAUCUAACCAAGAGUAAGGAUUUAGUUUACGACACGCAAUGGACGCUUCGUCAUCUACGAAGGCAACGAUUGAGCUGUUCAAACAACUGCUCGAAAUUCUCGAGGAAGAAAAUGCGUUCGAUCGUACGGGCAACGAAUCACUCGUACGAUUUGUUCAUCCGCAUGAGUUGCAAGAACGAUUACCAAUUAAACUGACCGAGGAACCAGCUGAUAAAAAUGAAAUCGAAAAUGCGAUCCGACAAACGAUCCGAUACUCCGUUAAAACGUACAGUCCACAUUUUCAUAAUCAACUCUACGCUGGCGUUGACGAAUAUGGCCUAGCUGGAUCUUGGUUGACGGAUAUGUUUAAUACAAGCCAAUACACGUAUGAGGUAGCUCCUGUAUUUACUUUAAUGGAACGACAAGUGAUAGAAAAAACUUUGGAAUUGAUCGGAUAUCCGUCCAUGCCGGACGGAGAUGGAAUUCUCUGUCCUGGCGGCAGUAUCUCUAACAUGUACGGUAUGGUGCUAGCUAGAUAUAAAAUGAUUCCGGAUGUUAAAAAGAAAGGUCUCGCGGGACUUCCACCGCUCGUUUGUUUUACCAGCGAGGCUGGCCAUUAUUCAAUCUCGAAAGGAGCUCAUUGGUUAGGUUUAGGAACUGAUCAUGUUUACAAGAUAAAAUGCGACGAAUCGGGACGUAUGCGACCGGACGAGUUGAAAGCCGCCAUAACCGAAGCCAGAAAACAAGGUCACUUACCGUUCUUCGUGAAUGCCACCUGCGGCACUACAGUUCUCGGGUCUUUUGAUCCGUUGCCGGAUAUCGCAGCUAUUUGUCGUGAAGAAAAUUUAUGGUUACAUGUUGACGCAUGUCUCGGUGGCACGUUAUUGUUUUCGGAAAAGUAUCGAAAUCGAUUAAAAGGAAUCGAACUAUCCAACUCCGUGGCUUGGAAUCCCCACAAGACACUUGGUGCCCCGUUGCAAUGCUCAUUGUUUCUGGUCAAGGGUAAAAACAUUUUACACGAGACAAAUUGCGCGGGAGCGAAGUAUCUGUUUCAACAAGACAAACAUUAUGAUGUAUCUUGGGACACGGGUGACAAAAGUUUGCAGUGUGGGAGAAAGGUCGAUGGAGCCAAGUUUUGGCUGAUGUGGAAAGCACGUGGGACCAAAGGGCUUCGCGAAUCCGUGGAACUUGCUAUAUCAGCUGUUGAAUACUUUAUCGAUCGAAUUCGAAAUCGCAGCGGAUUUCGCUUGGUACUUCCUCAAUACGAAGGUUGUAACGUUUGCUUUUGGUAUAUACCACCGAGCAUGCGAGAUCAACCAGAAACUCAAGAAUGGUGGGAUAAAUUAUACGAGAUUGCACCUAAAAUUAAGGAACGUAUGAUGACAAAUGGAACGCUAAUGAUCGGAUAUAUGCCACUAUCCUUUAAAAAACUUGGAAACUUUUUCCGUAUGGUGAUCAACUGUCAACCACCACCGAGUAAAGCUUCAAUGGAUUACGUAAUCAACAAGAUCGAAGAAUUGGCCAUUGAUUUGUAAACAUUAAUUUGGAUUAAUAUCUACACGUUCUACCGAGUAAAUGAGAAAGAAAGAUCAGGAGAAAAUGAAUUUGCCCGGGUAAUUUAUUAUUGCGAGCUCAUCUCGUUACUUUUAUUAUAAUCGCGUGAUACUAUGCCACGGCAUGAAGCGUUUACAAAAUUCGUCGACUCGAAAUAAUUCGAAUCAAACUCCCGGCUAAAUCGAGUCUUAAAAGCUUGGUCAUCUUUUACGCCGAAUCGCGACGCGCAUAUGAAUAUUUUUAUCUUUCUACUCUCUUUCAUUUUCGAUUAUCCUUCUUUCCAUACAUAACUUGACGCAUAACCACGACUCAAUGUGAGCCAAUAAUAAAAAAUGCGCGAAUCACACGCUCUAUAUUCGCAUGAAUGCACAUACGCACAACUCGUUCACAAUCUCUCACUCAUAUUUUAAUCGCACACAUUUAAAUGCACACAAUUGUAAAAUGUAAUAGGUACAAUUCGAUACGUUACACGCCCGUUCUUUAUCGUUCGUCUUUGUAACGAUAUUGUAAAAUGAUGCAAGCGUUCGUCGUAACGAUGGCACUGAAUCAUAUGACGCGAAAUCGGAUGUGUUCGUGUCUGUCACAAAAUAAAACUGUAUACAGGAUAAA
Messenger RNA from Apis cerana (Asiatic honeybee), 4139 nucleotides. Its product is annotated as glutamate decarboxylase 1. The record is from RefSeq and is a predicted model, not a curated record. Gene Ontology annotation, cellular component: cytoplasm. Gene Ontology annotation, biological process: carboxylic acid metabolic process. NCBI's taxonomy places the organism in Eukaryota, Metazoa, Arthropoda, Insecta, Hymenoptera, Apidae. Gene Ontology annotation, molecular function: carboxy-lyase activity; pyridoxal phosphate binding.